Messenger RNA from Rhineura floridana, 1922 nucleotides. RefSeq names its product NIMA related kinase 2 (gene NEK2). The coding region runs from base 40 to 1383 and encodes 447 amino acids. NCBI's taxonomy places the organism in Eukaryota, Metazoa, Chordata, Lepidosauria, Squamata, Rhineuridae. Gene Ontology annotation, biological process: protein phosphorylation. Gene Ontology annotation, molecular function: ATP binding; protein kinase activity. The record is from RefSeq and is a predicted model, not a curated record. The transcript has 9 exons.
GCUGCGUGUUUUGGUCGUUCGGUUGGGUAGUGUGGAGCAAUGCCGAGCCGUCCUGAGGAUUACGAGGUGCUCCUUACCAUCGGCGCUGGUUCUUAUGGCAGGUGCCAGAAGGUGCGGCGGCGGGCGGACGGCAAGGUCUUGGUCUGGAAGGAACUUGACUAUGGAUCUAUGACAGAAUCUGAAAAGCAAAUGCUUGUUUCCGAAGUGAACUUGCUCCGGGAACUAAAACAUCCAAAUAUUGUCCGGUAUUAUGACCGCAUAAUUGACAGGACAAAUACAACUCUAUAUAUUGUGAUGGAAUACUGUGAAGGUGGAGACCUGGCGACCCUGAUUGCAAAAUGUACAAAAGAAAGACAUUAUCUGGAUGAAAACUUUGUCCUUCGCGUCCUCACCCAGUUGGCCUUGGCUAUAAAGGAGUGCCACAGGCGGAGUGAUGGUGGUCACACUGUGCUUCAUCGGGAUCUAAAGCCAGCAAAUAUCUUUCUCGAUAGCAAGAAGAACGUGAAGCUUGGUGACUUUGGCCUGGCCAGGAUACUUCACCAUGAUACGAGUUUUGCAAAAACAUUUGUUGGCACACCAUAUUACAUGUCUCCAGAACAAAUAAAUCGCAUGUCCUACAAUGAGAAAUCUGACAUCUGGUCUUUAGGAUGUCUGCUGUAUGAGUUGUGUGCAUUGUCGCCUCCAUUUACAGCCUUUAACCAAAAAGAGUUAGCGGAAAAGAUAAGGGAAGGAAAGUUCAGACGGAUCCCAUAUCGUUACUCAGAUCAGCUGAAUGAACUCAUCACGAAGAUGCUGUACCUAAAGGAUUACUAUCGGCCUUCAGUUGAAGAAAUUCUGCAGAACCCUCUGAUAGCUGAGCUGGUACUGGAGGAACAGGGGAGGAACUUGGAGAGAAGAGGGCGGCGAUCAGGCGAGCAAGAUAAAGUAGAAAGACUUUCAGGAACUCCAGUGAAUGAGCUGAAACUGAAGGAACAACAGCUACAAGAGAGGGAGAGAGCCAUAAAAGAGAGAGAACACAGGCUAGAACAGAGAGAGCGGGAGCUAUGCGUUCGUGAGAGACUGGCAGAAGACAAACUGACUAGGGCUGAGACCAUGUUGAAGAACUACAACUUAUUCAAGGACCAGAGGCUAUUGCUGCCAGCAACAAGCCCAGAUGAUGAAGCGCUGCCCAUCUUUCCUACAAGAAAAAAGAAGGUUCAGUUUGGUGAUGAAAGCAAAGAAAAUGCUCAGUCUGGGGACAGCCUGGAGAAUUUUCCCCUGUCAAAAGAAAAGGGCUGUAAUUUGAAGAAACGUCUCUAUGCUGCUAACCUGCGUGCUCAAGCUCUGUGCGAACUGGAGAAACACUAUCAGUUGAAAAGCCGCCAGCUCCUUGGAAUGCGCUGAAACUUCAUACUUAUGUUGUAUUGUGUACAGAAUUGUGGUUUUUUUAAAUAGUGUGAUUUGAGCUUGUUUCCUGCUGUAUUCAUGAUAAAAAAACUGUAGGAUGGUUUUAAAAAAGAUGCUAAAAUAGUCUUUUAACCUGUAUAUAAAAAUAGUGUGGUAGUCUGUGUGUGGCUCUUAGACAGUUUUGGCGUGCUAGUGUUGCAUUCAUAGAAUGGAUGGAUAGAUUAAACUUUCUGUGAUUACGAUGUGGUUUUAACACUCUAGAUAAAGUUUAAGGAUGCUGCUUCAUCAGAAGAAAGCAUAGACUGCAAAAAAAAAAAAACCCUCAGUUUCUUACUUGCUUUUUCUGCCUUUAACCCUUUUCUUGAGUCCCUGACAUUGGGGCACAUGACACUUGGAAGCUUUACAAGCAUAAUGUUGUACAUAGAACAAUAUGUUAUUUUCUGCUAGCUGAAUUACUCCCAUUGCAGAGUUCUCUGGAAAUUGUUUAAUGGAAAAUUCCUGAUGUUUAAAAAGAUAUCAGAAUUAAAUGUGUAUUG